This is a messenger RNA of Klebsormidium nitens, 1862 nucleotides long. NCBI's taxonomy places the organism in Eukaryota, Viridiplantae, Streptophyta, Klebsormidiophyceae, Klebsormidiales, Klebsormidiaceae. The record is from the annotation of a GenBank genome assembly.
GCCAAGGAGGAGGAAAGCGAGAGGCCAGGAGCAGGAAGAGCACAUUUGCGCAGAACAGCAGAAGCUCAGGACACCAGCAAUAACAGGAACAGCAGCAGAAAGCAGGUACCUGUUUCAGCAGCUUUCACUCAAGUGAGACUGCAACAGGCCUAUCACCUGAAAGUUUAGGUAGUGAAUGAAACGGCACCUGCUUCGUUACAUCAUUGCCCCCCAUUGCUUUUCAAAAUGGUCUCCACCAAUGCUGCCUCAAAUGGGACAGAGAAGUCCACAGUACAAUCAAAGUACCCUGUACUGGAAACCACAAACUUUGGGACGGCAAGCAGCAAAGGCUCACCAGAAGCACGUAGGAGAGAGUCAUCAGGAUCAGAAAGGGAUUUGCCGUCUGUUGAUGACAGCAAAAAGAUUGCUACUGCUGAAGUCAUCCCAGCUGUACAUGUAUCAGGUAGUCACUACGAGAUAGGGCAUGGAAUAGGGGAGCGAUUUGCAGGGAUGAUCAAGAGCAGGUUUGAGAAAGAUGAGAAGCUGAACGAGAUCCUGCUACCAUAUGCAGCCACCGACGCAGGGCGCACGGUGGUUGAUGAAUUGAGCACAGAAAACAAAAAAUGUUAUCCACGGUACUGGGAGGAACUCCAAGGCCUUGCAGAUGGGAGUGGCAUAGCAUUUCAGCAAGUUUUGUUAAUGAACAUCUGGAAAGAGCUGUUCCUUCUGCUACCACCCCCGGACGCUCAGGCUGUUGCCGAAGAGCCGGACCACUGUUCGGACGUCCUCAUAUGCAACGAGAAUCUCGCAGUCGUGGGACAUAACGAAGACGCUGCCGCCUCAGUAAGGGGCCACACUUACCUCGUUUAUGCCACGCUUCCUGACGGAGCCUCCUAUACCGCCUUUACCUAUUCGGGGGAGCUGUGUUGCCCCGCCUUUGGGUUCAACUCGCACGGCAUGGCGUUUUCCUUGAACGCAGUGAACCCUACGGGCGUCAAGCCGGGCGGGGUCGCCCGGAACUUCGUCUCGAGGGAUCUGCUGGAAGCACGGAGUCUAGAGGACGCGGUUCAGAGAGUGACACGUGUCCCCAUCGCGGUCGGCCACAACUACAACAUCAUGGACUUCAACCAGCGGCGCAUCGUGACCGUCGAGACCGCAUCGGACGGCCGCAGCUCCGUCCUGGAGAUCGGGCCGCACCCGUACUUCCACUCGAACCACUACCUCAGGCUGCCCCUACCCCAGCGCACGCCUCCUACGACGGUCCGUCGGCUUGAACGCGCGGCCGUCCUCCGGCCGCCGGCGUCCAUUUCGGACGUCCUUAGCAUUCUAGGCGACGCUGCGGACGCUGAGUUUCCAAUAUACAUGACAGGGCCUCUUUUGGUUACUCUAUGCAGCGCCUUGUUCGACCUCGACAGCCGGACUGUGACAAUACUUGGCGGAAAUCCGACUUUGCAGCACGUGCUUUUGAAAGAACGAAUAUGAAUCACGAUAGGGUGUCCGAAGGGGAAUAUUAAUCAUGGCUCAUACAGGUUGGGGUGCCGACAUGCGUAAAUUUCUGAUAGGUGAAUUGAUAGGCGAAUCCAGGGACCGACGAUAGGUGCAAGCUGUUUUCAUGCACGCCGGCAAGAUUACGGAUGCACCGAGCCAAACGAAGUCUGCUAGGAUAAUGGUAGAUUUGACGUUUAAUGAGCAUGGGGAAACUGGGUAUGUUAAGAAUACGGUUGCGGCCCAUAUUCCGUGAAGACGCGACCGACAACAAAAAACGCAAGCGACUUGUAAGGUUCGAUUUGGAUCCAGUCCAAUUCAGGUUGAAAUAACAGGUUUGAUCAGACACAAUUCUCGAUCUCCGGUCGCAUUUGAGAAUUUUUGAUGAUGCAUUUGAA